Messenger RNA from Morus notabilis, 851 nucleotides. RefSeq lists its product as uncharacterized. Bases 66 to 683 code for a protein of 205 amino acids. The transcript has a single exon. The record is from RefSeq and is a predicted model, not a curated record. NCBI's taxonomy places the organism in Eukaryota, Viridiplantae, Streptophyta, Magnoliopsida, Rosales, Moraceae.
CUCUCUCUCUCUCUCUCUCUCUCUCUCUGUUCUUAUUCUCUGUCUCACUCUCUUUUUCAAAUUCCAUGGCCGAUCAAAGCACAAGCACGUCAAUCAUGAAGCCCAAAACCCCACACCCACUUCAGCAAAUCGCCGAUACGCCGACCCACAAGCUUCUCCUCAAGCAAUGGCUCAAAGAGGAAGAGCUAAUCCUCGGCCGAGUAUCCCUCAAGGAGACCCAGAUCAACUCGGUUCGAAAGGAGAUCACCAAUCUGUACGUCUUCUUCUUCCUCUUCCACUCCCUCUCCCUCGUCAUCCUCUUCAACGCCGCCUCCUCGUGGGCCCCGCACGGCGGUGGUGCACUGUGCAGGAGGUCGUGGAUCCCGUCGCUUUGCUUGCUUCUGUUCUCGUUGGGGCUGAUCUGGGCCGUCCGGUACAAGACCGACACCGAGGUCCACCUCGAGAAGAUGCUGGAGAGGGAGAAGGAGGACGGGAAGCUCCUCGCGAGGUGCGUAGAGGAGCUGAAGAAGAAGGGCGUCGAGUUCGACCUGCUGAAGGAGGUCGACGCGCUGCGUCGGGCGAAGAGUCUCCAUGUCGAGGCAAAACCGGUGAGGAAGUGGUCAGCCAGGGACUUUGUUACCCUCUUCUUCUUCAGUGCUUCCUGUUUUGUUCUUGUCAUCACAAGGGUCAUCUUGUGUGAUUAGGUCUCUUCCUUUUUUUUUUUGUGGGGUAAAGGGUAUUUUGGGAAUUAUUGGGAUGAUUCAUUGAUUUUUGUUGGUUUUCUGUUUUUUGGGUUGUGGCAGAAUACUCUUGUUCUGCUUUUAGUGAACAUGUUAAGUUGAAAGUGUAUAAGAAUAUUAUGAAUAAAAUUU